Messenger RNA from Pyrus x bretschneideri (Chinese white pear), 2210 nucleotides. Its product is annotated as asparagine--tRNA ligase, cytoplasmic 1-like. Bases 293 to 2002 code for a protein of 569 amino acids. Gene Ontology annotation, molecular function: nucleic acid binding; asparagine-tRNA ligase activity; ATP binding. The transcript has 7 exons. Lineage: Eukaryota; Viridiplantae; Streptophyta; Magnoliopsida; Rosales; Rosaceae. Gene Ontology annotation, biological process: asparaginyl-tRNA aminoacylation. The record is from RefSeq and is a predicted model, not a curated record. Gene Ontology annotation, cellular component: mitochondrion.
GUCAGUCCGAGGAAUAGUCUUUCCUAUAUUUUGGGGCGUUUCAUUCUUUUCGCCCUACAACCCUUCCUUCCUUCUCUUGGGCGGCGGCAGUGAGCGACCGAGGCCCCAAGUCUUCACAACUAGGGUUUCAAGAAACCGAGACGGGGACUUCGAAAUCGAAAUAUCACGAUUAAGGUCUUGCACUGAAACGAAAAAAACCCUUCACUUCCGUGUCAGACAGUUGUUUGGGUAACAAUACUCAGCUGCCGUCUCAAGCUAUUUGCUUUGGCGGGAGUUUGAAUUCCAACUCCUAAUGGCUGACGAUUCCACGCCUUCAAGUGCCCAGCUUGCGAAAGUAACCUUAAACAACGCUCCCUCCGUUCUAAAAGCAGAGUUUUCCGACAGAGUUCUCAUCCGUUCCAUUAUUUCGCGACCUGAUGGAGGGUCUGGGUUGGCCGGGCAGACGGUCCGGAUUGGUGGGUGGGUGAAGACUGGUCGGAAGGCAGACAAGGAUGCAUUUGCAUUCCUGGAGCUGAAUGACGGGUCAUGCGCAGGCAACCUUCAGGUGAUUGUAAAAGCUGACAAGUAUGACCUUGGGCAGCUUGUACAGACUGGUACUUGCCUGUCUGUGGAUGGUGUGCUUAAGCUUCCCCCUGAUGGGAAAAAGCAGAAGGUGGAGCUUGAUGUUGAGAAGGUGGUCCAUGUGGGUCCGGUUGACCCAGCUAAAUACCCAUUGCCCAAGACCAGGCUCACCCUUGAGUUUUUGAGGGACCAUCUUCAUAUGCGUUCCAGAACCAACACUAUCUCUGCAGUUACUCGAAUCAGAGAUGCCUUGGCAUUUGCAACCCACUCAUUUUUCCAUAAGCAUGGAUUUCUUUAUGUGCAAACUCCAAUUAUCACCACCAGUGACUGUGAGGGUGCUGGUGAGAUGUUUCAAGUCACAACCUUGAUUAGUGGAGCUGAAAAGUUGGAAAAGGAUCUGAUUGAGAACCCUCCUCCAUCAGAAGCAGACAUAGAGGCUGCCAAGCUUAAUGUCAAGGAGAGAGGAGAUGAUGUCGCUCAGCUGAAAUCUGCUAAAGCAAGUAAGCAGGAUAUUAAUGCUGCUGUGGCUGAGCUUAAAAAGGCAAAGGAUAAUGUCUUCAAACUAGACGAGCGAUCUAAGCUUCAACCUGGUAUCCCUCAAAAGGAUGGGAAGAUUGAUUAUACCCAAGAUUUCUUCGCCCGUCAAGCCUUUUUGACUGUUUCUGGCCAAUUACAAGUCGAAUCUUAUGCAUGUGCUCUUAGUAGUGUCUAUACAUUUGGGCCUACUUUUCGAGCUGAGAACUCCCAUACUUCAAGGCAUUUGGCAGAGUUUUGGAUGGUGGAGCCAGAAAUUGCAUUUGCAGAACUUGAGGAUGAUAUGAACUGUGCAGAGGCAUAUGUGAAAUUUCUGUGUCAGUGGUUACUUGAUGAAUGCAGGGAAGACAUGGAAUUUAUGGCUGACAAAAUUGAUAAAACUUGCAUUGAUCGUCUAGCAAUGGUUGCUAAAACACCCUUUAAACGGAUUAGUUAUACAGAAGCAGUGGAUCUGCUAAUUGAUGCUGUGAAAAAGGGUAAGAAGUUUGAGAACCAUGUAGAGUGGGGGAUUGAUUUGGCAUCUGAGCACGAAAGAUACCUGACGGAGGUAUUAUUUCAAAAGCCUGUUAUCGUUUACAACUAUCCUAAAGGUAUCAAAGCAUUCUACAUGAGGCUCAACGAUGAUUUGAAAACAGUGGCUGCUAUGGAUGUCCUGGUACCAAAGGUGGGAGAGUUGAUUGGGGGAAGCCAAAGGGAAGAGCGUUACGAUGUUAUUAUCAGCAGGAUUGAGGAGAUGGGUCUGCCUGUUGAGCCAUAUGAGUGGUACCUUGACUUGCGGCGCUUUGGGACUGUCAAACAUUGUGGUUUUGGUUUAGGAUUCGAACGAAUGGUUCUGUUUGCUACCGGGAUUGACAACAUUAGAGAUGUGAUUCCUUUCCCUAGAUAUCCAGGAAGGGCAGAUCUUUGAAUUAGUCUAUAGAUUGAAAGGGACAUAUUCGAAUUAGUUGUUAUGUCCUAUGCCUUUAUCUACGUUAAAUACAGUAUUGGCCGACCAUCAUAAGGAAGAACAUAGAACAAAGAAUUGCUGUUUUCAAAUCGAUGUCAUAUUCGAGAAGCAUAUCUAUUAACAUAUCUGUGUUUUGUUGAUUCUCAACUUUAAAUUGUGUUUCGUGUGA